AUGUUUCGACGAUACUAUCCGCUCUUCUCCCUCAAGCCUGUCGGUGUAUUUCCAAACCUAAACUCUGCAUUCCCAACACUACGUGAGGUGUGUGAGAAGAGUGGAACUCCAAAAGAUUUGGUGGAAGAAGUAUUGGAACAAAUACGAGAGGCCGAACUUCACGAUGCGAUUGUACCUCAUUUUGAAAUUACGUGCGUUCGUGUUUACUCCCCACCUCCUCUGGAAGAUGGGGAAUUUUCUUCCAUGGUACUUUUCCGUGGAACUCCCGAUACCAAUGUGGAAAAACGUGUAAAUGAUGAGAAUCAACAAUUGUACUUUUCCAGUUCACUUCGUGUCGCAUUACCGUACGGUCAAAUUCAAGAAAAUGAUGGAAACUACCGAAUUACACUUUGUCGAGUGGCUCGACGUCCAGGACGACAGUUAUUUAAUAAAGCCGUGGCUUCCGAAGAUGACUUGAAACUCUUGGACAGUGUACAGGGAGAUAUGAAUCUUUUCAGUCAUGCGAAAGCCGAACAAUGCCGUCAAGAUUCCCCAGGCGUGGAGCCAAUCUUUGAUGGUGUCGUUGACUGGAUUGAUGACGGGGCCUCCUACUGCUUUGACUCCCAUCACGCACGGAUGCAUACAAUACUUUCUAUUGAUACAAGGUGUUAA
Molecule: messenger RNA, 651 nt
Organism: Trypanosoma theileri
Lineage: Eukaryota; Euglenozoa; Kinetoplastea; Trypanosomatida; Trypanosomatidae
Exons: 1
Coding region: 1-651 (216 amino acids)
Source: RefSeq, a predicted model, not a curated record